GGAGGUUCCACGCUGGGGCUCUGCUGCUCGGCCCCCAACACCUGAGCUCCCAGGAAGAAGUGGAGGUGGCAUUCAAGGAAGACAGCUGAAAACACUCACACAGGCCCCCUGGCAGAGAAGGAAAUCCAGAAGGUACACGCCAGCUGCCAUCUUGCUCCUGAAGGACUAUGAGGCAGAAGAAGGCGCAAGGUCUAAGUGAGCACAAGUGGGGCGAACUGGGGUCCAGCAGGGGGUCUAACCUUCUGCAGGGGGUGGCCUGCCUCAGCAGGCGGGGGUUCCUCACCAUCUUGGGUGCUCAUGCAAAGCCCACACACAGGCCAAGUGCAGGGUGGAGGGCUCCGUUCAAUGACCUUCACAGGUGGUUCUAAACCAGCUCUGCCAAGGGAGCAGCACCAGAAGGGACCAGCCUCACUGCCUGCAGCCAUCUCAGGGAGAACCGGCUGAGACCUGGGAGAGGCCACAAUCAUUACCGCCAAAGUCUGGCAUUCGCCCCUGCCACCUGCCCACACCCCUGGAUUCGAGCAACUGCCUGGAUCAGGCUGGGGUGGGACAAGGCUGUCUCUGGUCUCUCUCUAAAGAGGCUCCAGCUCCCUCACGCCCACAGGAGAGGCAGAAGAGGAAAGUGGCUCAAAGACACAGCCCAGACAGGCUCAGCCUGGAGCUGCACCCUGGGCCUCUCAGGCACCCUGAGACAGGAAGAGGCUCUCCUGGGGCAGGGGUGGAGGGGAAAGGACUUUCCUGGUCAGGCCAGAGAAACAGGUGAAGCCAGCAGGGAGGAGCUGACUUGAGCAGCCUGGGCCUCCUGACACCCUCCAAGCAGACAGGACAGAGUCCUGGCAAAACCUGGAGGGACAUGGUUGGGCCGCUUCGCCAUGGGAGAACACACAAGUGUGGAAACCGGGCUGGUGGGAGAGCUGGGGUGGCCUCUCCCCACUUAGGAGGACAUGCAUGGGUUCAGAAACAGGGCUGGUGGGAGAGGUGCGGCAGGGAGGGGGGUGCUCUCCCUCACAGAACACACAUGAGUAUGAAAACUGGGCUGAUGGGAGAGGUAGGGGGGCCUGGGGGAUGGGGACAGUUUUCACCUCUGCUGACCCUGGCCAGAAGUCCUAUGAACCUGCUCUUGAGAUAACCUGCUUCUUCUGUCCCCAUACUGAUGGAAGGCAAGAGUACCAGCUUGGCAUCCUACGUCAGUCUCCCCACCCCGAGGGACCCAGCGGUCAGCAGGGAGCUGUGCCAGUCCCAAGCACCCUGACAAAACCUGGGAGUGGUGCCUCAAGACAAGGGAACAGAACAGAAAAGCCAGAAACCACCACCAACCUUGGCCUUGGCCGGCAGCCCCUGAAGCAAGCCCUCGGUAUCACUCUCAUCACCAACUUCUCCUACCCUGGGCUGUGUCAGCUAAGUGGGGACUGAGGGCCACCACUAGGUAGAAGUCACCGGGGUGCAAUGCGUGAGACCUGACAAACUCGUUCUGCGGGUUGUGGAUGGGUGCGAGGGUGGAAUCUCGGUGCUGCGGCCAGUGUGGGGCCAGCUGUGGAAGCUCCAGUUGUUCUCUCUGCCCCGGCACAGCCUGGCAGGAGCCCCGACAGGAAGCCAGCACAGCAUGGCCACCACCAACUUCGUGCAGGACAUGCGAGCCGUGGGCGAGAGGCUGUUGCUCAAGCUGCAGAGACUGCCCCAGGCUGAGCCCGUGGAGAUCGUGGCCUUCUCGGUCAUCGUCCUUUUCACAGCCACUGUUCUGCUGCUGCUGUUGAUAGCCUGCAGCUGCUGCUGCACUCACUGCUGCUGCCCAGAACACAGAGGCAGGAAGGUCCAGGUACAGCCAACACCACCAUGAGGGAUGGGGGAUGGCUGAGAAGCUGGAGAGGAGAUGGCCAAUGCCGUGACACAGGUCAUCAGCCUGGCCCUGCAGCCCUCGCCCCUCAAAACCAGGCUCCCCUGGCCACAGCUCUCAACUGGCCCAGGUACCUGGACACUGACACCUGGAGCCCUACCAAGGAAACCAGGCUGGUAUAGCUGCAAACCUCUCACCUGCCUGUGGACACUGGGUGCUGAGGAGUCAACUGUUUCAAAGACUGGGUCAACUGCCUGGGCUUCUUCGCCUAAUUACACUUUUUAACAAAACAAGGAAGUAGGGGUCGCCAUACCUUGAUGGAGAACAGUCCCCAUCUGUGAGCAACUGGUCCUUGGGGUUCUACUGAUCCAUGCCAAAGAGAAGCAAGGCAAUCAGAGGGGCUCUGUGCAAUAGCUUCUGCAUCCGCACUCUGCCAGUGUGUAAGCAUGUCAGUAUUCUAGUCCAGUAUUUGCCCGUUUCCAAGUAAAAGCCUUUGGGUUAUGUU
Saimiri boliviensis boliviensis (Bolivian squirrel monkey) is the source of this 2339-nucleotide messenger RNA. NCBI's taxonomy places the organism in Eukaryota, Metazoa, Chordata, Mammalia, Primates, Cebidae. The record is from RefSeq and is a predicted model, not a curated record.